GUUUGGGUUGUCACUUCGGUUUGUAUGUUUGUCCGUGCGUAAGCUUAAGAGAUGGACAACGUUUCUACAACUUGUGCUUUUGACUCUCAGGGCUACAGUCCAACUUGCAAGAGACAGCGGACAGUGGAAGACUUUAACAAGUUCUGCACCUUUGUGCUGGCAUACGCAGGUUAUAUUCCAUAUCCUCAAGAGGAAACACCACUGAGGAGUAGUUCCAGUCCACCCAACAGUACAGGCAGCACAGCAGACAGUGACGGAUGGGACAGUCAGCGUCUGGGUAGCAGCCUCCCCUCACCAGGACAACUGACACAGCCCAAGAGCUGCAAGAGCUUUGCGGGGUUCAAACGACCAGAGGCCAGAGGAAGCGAGGAACCGGAGCCCCACAAACGCCCCAAAUCGACCGGCCUCCUCUUAGAGCGCAGGAAGAAAGCCGAGAAGGUAAAGAAGAAGAAAAAGAAACUAAAGAAGAACAAGGAUGACGAGUCCGGCGCCCUGGGCACUCCAGUCGCCAAAGUCGAGGGAGACAUCCCAGGGGUUGGUCGAGCCAUUAAGGAGGAACCGGAGGAUUACGUCAACAUAGCGGUACCCUGCCCACGAUCGCCAGAGACGGAGCGAACGAGUCACCGCUCUCAAAGUUCACUACUGAGCUCAAGCGCCUCUUCGCACGCCGCAGGUUCCGUUGCCUGCAAACAGGAGCCGGCCUCGGAGCCUCCGUGCCGGGAAGACUCGGGGAGCGGAGACAGCGGCGUGAAAGCUGAACCACGGGAGAGGCGCGUACAGCCGGAGGGCGAAUCGACAGUGUUGAAGGUGGAGGGCUUUCCUGCCACGAGGACUGUGAUCCGACAGGGAAAGCAGGUAGUGUUCCGCGACGAGGACGGCUCGGCGGAUGACGAAGACAUCAUGGUCGACUCAGAUGAUGACUCAUGGGACCUGGUGACAUGUUUCUGUAUGAAGCCUUUCGCCGGUAGAGCCAUGAUCGAGUGCAACCAGUGCAACACCUGGAUCCACCUGUCCUGUGCCAAAAUCCGCAAGUCCAACGUCCCCGAGACAUACGUCUGUCAGAGAUGUAAAGACUCUAAGUUUGACAUUCGGCGUUCCAACCGCUCUCGCGUAGGGUCAAGAAAGCACCUUUUAGACUGAUGUUGUCCUGGGCCUUCCACUAAUACACAAACUCCACUGAAUUCCAUGUUUUCCUCUGUCUGUGGAGUAUAGUGGUUGUGGACUGAGAAGUAGAAGGGCUCAAAGACUUGUUACUUGUUACUUCACGUGUUUUAUUUUGUUAUUUUUCUCCCUCCAACCACUUGCAUGGGGCAAUCAAAACGUGGAUAAUUCUUAUUGCAUUAAAGACGGUAGGUUCUCUGACUUGUCAUAGAGAUUUAUUUUUGGCAUGGACACCAACAGCUGAAAUGGUACAUGCAUUAACUGUGUCACUAAAUGGGAGAUGUUUUUCAACAGGAAAGAUGGUGGUGGAUUGCACUUUGUAAGAAUUGGGGAGUAGAUUAAUCUCCCUCCCCUCAGUACCCAGAAAUUUGCAGAUGUAUCUGAAGAAAAAUGUACAGUAUAUGAAAUAAGCAUCAGAUAUAUGUGUAGAUCCGGGGUGCCAGAUUGACACUGUCCUAGGGGCCAUUUUCGCAGCAGUAUUUGUAUAAGAGACGCAGUUAUUAAUAAAUAUUUGGCAACUACAUGAAUCA
Molecule: messenger RNA, 1691 nt
Organism: Chanos chanos (milkfish)
Lineage: Eukaryota; Metazoa; Chordata; Actinopteri; Gonorynchiformes; Chanidae
Gene: phf13
Product: PHD finger protein 13
Exons: 5
Coding region: 52-1140 (362 amino acids)
Biological process (GO): mitotic chromosome condensation
Cellular component (GO): nucleus
Molecular function (GO): chromatin binding
Source: RefSeq, a predicted model, not a curated record